Molecule: messenger RNA, 1218 nt
Organism: Moesziomyces aphidis
Lineage: Eukaryota; Fungi; Basidiomycota; Ustilaginomycetes; Ustilaginales; Ustilaginaceae
Source: the annotation of a GenBank genome assembly
AUGUUUGUGCCGCGCAAGCUGCAGAAGCGCACGCACCCCGGUCGCGCCCAGACGCGCACUGACGAGCACUAUCAGGAUGCCUGCGCCCCGCAGACGCACGAUACGCCAGCGGCACACAGCGUCGACGUGGACGCUGGCAAGCUCGAGCGGCUGGUAGGAUUCCUGCAUGCUGUGCUGAACCCGCUGCACGUCGCACUUUCUGCGCGGGACGAGGCGCGCACCCUCCCAACUAGCACGGCGUGGUCGGACCUAGCUGCGGCCAUUGCGGCGCGUGGCUCGGGAAUCCAUCUCGCGCGGCUGCUGCAGCUGGUCCCUGGGCUCGCGACACGGUGCAAGUCGAUCAGCCUGCUUGCGGAAGCACUGACUACGUGCAAGACGCGUGCAGCUGCGGGCUGGUACGGCCUAGACGCAUUCCGGGUCACUUGGUCCGAUGGCUACGCCGAGAUCGUCAGGGACCUCGUCGCAGCGGACGGAAUCGCAGAGGUGCUCGGUUCACGGCUCGUGUAUAUCGAACAUAUCCCGCCAACGGUGCGGACUCGACCACAGGCGACAGAGUACGUCGCGCGGCUGCUCAAAGAUGGCGCGGACGCCGGGGUGUUUGGUGUGCUGGAACCAGCGGUGGUGCAGCACGCACUCAUGGCGAACAAGACGGCCGAGUUGGGCGGAAGGUGGGUCUCGGGUCGCGGAUUCUUCGUGCUCGACGCGCGCAGCGUGGAGUACCUCUGCGAUGCCUAUCCUUGGGACUUGGCGCAAAGAGUUCACAAAGGAGAGCCGCUACGGUGUCUGUCGUGGUCACAGUGGGAGCGGUUGCACGCGAUGUACGCGCAUCAGCUUGCACAGCAGUCAGCCGCACCCAGUGUCAAGGUGGAGGACAAGUGGUGGCGCGGAACCAUGCUGCUUCUCCGCCUGCCGGUUCGCGAGGGGUGUCUCAGCGUGCCCGAGAGCGGGGAUCGGACGGUGGGGUUUUGGAAUCGCCAUCUGAAGCCGCAGCUCGAAAGACACGUGCCCGAGUCGAUUGCAUACAUGCACACGCACCACGACGCCGUGGCGAUCCGCACCGCCCAUCCUGCAUGCGCCACGCAGCUCCUGGCUCACUUCCCCCAGCUCCACCGCAUGCCACCCAGCGAUGAAGACGACCAGUGGUGCCAACUUCCCGCCAAAAUUCACAACGCCGCACACACACGGCUGCUCGCGCUCGAUCACAAUCACCCGCGCUAG